AUGCGGUUUCUCUUUUGCGCCUUAGCAAGUCUCGGAAUUGUAAUCGGUGGACAAACUCCCCUGCCUUCCUCCGGGACCUUUUCCGAGCCAUGCGCGCAAGUCAGUGCUGCCAGCGCCUCCUACGUGGCUGCUACCCCAACAGUCACAGCGGCCCUUGUUGACGGCCAACUCUUCCAUGAAUGCUUGCAGUCCAUCCCGAUCGACACCCAAGCCGCCCUCGACCUUCUGCAUUCGCUGCAACCUUAUGUCGAACUCCAGUCGACGUUGCACUACCUAGCGGACCCUCCAGCCGACUAUCCACACGCGGCAAUAGACAUCCUCAGGUCUCUCCAAGAUCUAAUCGACAAAGUUGCUGGGGGAGAAUACACCGGCGAAUAUGCAUUUCAAACCGACUUGUACCGCCUCUUUCUGUCCGCUCGGGACGGUCACUUUUCAUUCAUCCCGGACCUCUUGAGCGUAGGCGCAUUCAAAAUUCCCGAUGCGGCGCUCGUGUCCGUCUCGUCUGACGGCCUACAAUUACCACGAGUCUAUUUGCGAAGCGAUGUGUCUGGCCAACCGCCUGUAGUUGAACCUGAAUCAAUCACGGUUCAAGGCAGUAUCGAUCUAGCAAUUCAACAUGAGGCCCACAGUCAGCCCCCGUCACAUGUGGUCAGCAUUAACGGCGUUCCAACACUAAAAUAUCUGAUGUCCCAGGCCGGGGAGUUCCCUUUCCAUGACCCCGAUGCCGGAUACAACUUCCUGUUCUGGGAGGCUGCACAGGUAGCUCAGUUCGGCGCUGCUGCAGGAGAUGGAGGGUUUGUGAAUCCGGUAUUCUAUCCAGGUCCACAAACAAGCAUUGAAUUCGCUAAUGGAUCGGUUCUUCAUGUCCCGACUCUUGCCGAGAUAGCCAUUAGUUUCGACAAUGUGACGGAUGGAUCGUCUGCUUAUACAAAGUUCUGCGUUUACAAGGAGCCCCAAGGAACAACGCCUCCUGCCCAGCCUCCGCCUCCGUCGAAGCAUGAGCAGUUACCACUUCUGCCAUUCUACCCCGAACCUGUCGUCAGUGACUUCGGAAGACGGGUGGCAGGAUAUUUUCUCGACGCCGAGAAGAAUGACACAGCAGUCUUGUCGGUUCCCAGCUUCGAUAUCCCGGACGAGGAGGCAACCGGCUUCCAGGCCACGGUCUCGAAGUUUCUCGAGCAGUGCAGAAUCGAGAAAAAGACCAAGUUGAUUAUCGAUGUCUUCGCCAAUGGAGGCGGAAUCGUCGAACUAGGGCUGGAUUUGUUUGUUCAACUAUUUCCGGAUCUGGAACCCAUUGCUCUGGCGAACAUGCGCGCUUCGUCUGUUCUGGAUGACCUUGGAACAAGAAUGUCCCAGUUAAACGUGAGCGACUCCGGCUCUGCCGUGGGGAAUCCGUUCGACGUCCAUUCGUAUCUUACGCCGGACGGAUCGCCAUGGCAGGACUGGGCUCACAUGUAUAGCGGGGAAGAGUCUGCGGAAAGAGAACAGAAGCAACUUUAUCGUCAUGGCAAUGUUGCGCGGCGCCAAGAUGAAAAGGAAGUCCACGAGAGUAGCUUCCAAAGACUUGAAGAAGAAACCGACAACAGCCGUCUCACUAUUGUUGACGACCACCAACUCAAUUCCUCCAAUGAUGGCAGGCCUCUCACCAACGUUUUUCGACCCAACCCGGACAUCCUUGGCCCUCCAGGCUUCCAUAUGACUCCGACUAACAAAUCCGCCCGGCCGAUCUUCGACCCGUCGAACGUUGUCCUCUUGACAGAGGGUUAUUGCGCAUCCACAUGCGCCGUUUUCGCCGAACUAUUGAAGACGCAGACUGGAGGCCAGGUGAGGUCUGUGGUAGUGGGUGGACCGCCAAUCGGUGCUCAUACCCGGGGAACUGGAAAUGGAAGCAGAAAUCGUAACGGAGAUAUCAUAGACCAAGUAUUACCGCCUCCCAUGCAGUACCUUGGCGCCACCAAAGGUCACACGUUCUGGUCAAUCGAGUCGAUACUAGCCACUGCCAGGCUUGCGGGAGAACAGGCGGCUUUGCCGAGCGCGCAGCGAGAGAGGAGAUGUCCAGAAGAGAGAAUGAGGCAAAGUGAGCGAUCGAUCUCCGACACCAGCACCGACAAGACCAACGAUGAUCACAGAAGCAGAGGCAAUCUCGCGUCUUCGUCGUUGAUUAAUCAUUUCACAGACCUCUCUCUUCGCAGGACGUUCCACCCCGACGCUGCAGGCGUGAAUGGACUGAAUCAGAUUCGCGUCGGCGGUGACUGUGGCCAACAUGACCGUGCCAGAGGUGGCUGUGUUGGUGUCGGAGGUGGAAGUCGAAGCGGUCCCAGUUACAAAGAGAACCACCAUGAAGAAGUAGACACAACCCAAGACCACUGCGCGGCAUCAUUCCCACUGCCCCUCCAAUUUGUCCGGGACGACGCAGACUUUCGAUUCUUCUUCACCGCCGAAAUGCUCGAAAGGCAGGAGGUGAUCUGGCGGAGGGCUGCCGAUCUGGUGUUUUGA
Exophiala dermatitidis NIH/UT8656 is the source of this 2496-nucleotide messenger RNA. RefSeq lists its product as uncharacterized. The coding region runs from base 1 to 2496 and encodes 831 amino acids. The transcript is spliced from 2 exons. NCBI's taxonomy places the organism in Eukaryota, Fungi, Ascomycota, Eurotiomycetes, Chaetothyriales, Herpotrichiellaceae. The record is from RefSeq and is a predicted model, not a curated record.